Molecule: messenger RNA, 993 nt
Organism: Penicillium verhagenii
Lineage: Eukaryota; Fungi; Ascomycota; Eurotiomycetes; Eurotiales; Aspergillaceae
Product: sugar phosphate isomerase/epimerase family protein
Exons: 1
Coding region: 1-993 (330 amino acids)
Source: RefSeq, a predicted model, not a curated record
AUGCUUUCCAAUCCUUUGGCCAUCGCCAGUCUAUCUUUGGGCCAGCACUCUUCUCAUUCUCUCGACCACAAGAUUCGAGCAGCGGCAAAGGCUGGAUACAAAGGGCUUGAAAUCGUGUACUUCGAAUUAGAGGCUUUUUCCAAAUCGCAAGGAGUCGCGAUUCUCGAGGGUGCCGAGAAAAUCCGGGUAUUAUGUCAAGAGCUCAGCUUAGAUAUCCUGUCAUUGGCGCCCUUCGAAAACUUUGAAGGAAACCGAUCGCCUCUCGCCGACAGAUUGAAAAAGGCUACUCACUGGGUAGAGGUCGCGCGAGCCCUACACGCGCCAUUUAUGCAAAUUCCAUCAAUCUUCCAAGUUGAUGCUAUCGGCGACAGAGACGUGAUCAUCAGCGAACUACAACAAUUGGCUGAUAUCGGCAGCGCAAAAGAACCAGUCGUGUCGAUCGCGUAUGAGUAUCUGUCAUGGGGAAUACACUGUUCCACAUGGGAAGUCGCUUUGGAAUAUGUCAUCCAAGUCGAUCGUCCCAACUUUGGUCUGUGUCUAGACACGUUUCAUGAAGCGACGAAGCUGUGGGGUGAUUCGUUCGCUGAAACAGGUCGGUUUCCAGACGCGGAAAGAGUCCUCAAAGAAUCACUCGAUCGCUUUGUGGCCAAGUGUCCCGUCGACAAGAUUUUCUUCAUCCAGUUAUCAGAUGGCGAGAAAUUCAACCCUCCAUUUUCCAAGGAUCACCCUUGGUACCUAGAGGGAGAGGCAUCGCAGUUCACCUGGUCUAGGCAUGCGCGACCAUUUCCGUACGAGCAGGAUCGUGGUGCAUACCUCCCUAUCACUGAAAUCGCCAAGGCCUGGAUUGUCGACACCGGUUUCAAGGGGUGGAUAUCGCUCGAGAUUUUCGACAGGAGUAUGCGGGACCAGAGCAGUAAGAUUGAGACUGCUGCAUCUCGGGGAAUAGAGUCGUGGCGGACCCUGCAAAAAGAACUCAAGUCAGCAUCGCUAUAG